AACACCAUCCUCUAUCUUCCCAUUGAUGAAUAAGCAGCCUUAGGCCUCUCUCAAGGUGGUCUAAGAUGGCUAACCCUCAAAUAAUAAUAAGGGCCUCUGGCUGCUUCCUCCUCUUCUCCCUUCUCUUUUCUUCUUCUUUUUCAUUUAUUUCUUCAACCUCCUCUACCGGUCGUCGCCAACUCACAGAGCAUCAUGUAGGUGUAGACACCAUUGAAAUUGAAGCUGAGAAACUCAGUUUCCCCAAUUCAAGACUCAAGAGAGCUUACAAGGCCCUCCAGGCAUGGAAAAUGGCAAUUUACUCUGACCCAAACAAAAUGACAGCCAAUUGGGUUGGCCCCAAUGUGUGUUCCUACACCGGUGUUGGCUGUACUUCGGCACUCGACAACCCUUCUUUGAACGUUGUUGCCGGGAUUGAUCUCAACCGCGGUGACAUUGCCGGGUACUUGCCCGAUGAGCUAGAGCUCUUAACCGACGUUGCUAUCUUUCACAUUAAUUCAAACAGGUUCUGUGGCAUCAUCCCCGAGGGGAUGGGGAAGCUUAACCUUCUCCGCGAAUUUGAUGUCAGCAACAAUCGCUUCGUCGGUUCAUUCCCAAAGCCUGUUUUGGAGAUGCAAUCUCUUGCUUAUCUCGAUUUGAGGUUCAAUGACUUCGAAGGACCAUUGCCAGCCGAGCUAUUCAAGAAGGACGAUCUUGAUGCUUUGUUGUUGAACAAUAACCGGUUCACUGGCACCAUCCCCGAAACAUUAGGUGAUUCGCCUGUUUCGGUGGCAGUGUUUUCCAACAACAUAUUCACCGGUUGCCUCCCGAAAAGCAUUGGAAAAAUGAAGAAUUUGAAUGAAAUCAAUUUUUCGGGCAACAAGAUGAGCGGUUGUUUGCCAGAGGAGAUCGGGUUGUUGGGGAAUGCGACAGUGAUAGAUCUAAGCUUUAACAAUUUCACCGGAGUGUUGCCAGUAGGGUUUAGUGGGUUGAAGAGUAUCGAGAUUUUGGAAUUUACAGGAAAUAAGUUGACGGGAGGUAUUUCAGAGACGAUUUGUAGCUUGCCAACGUUGAAGAACUUGACAUUUGCGGACAAUUUCUUCAAGAAAGUGGGGAAAACUUGCUAUGUGAAGGAUAAAUUUGAUUUGUUCAAUGACGAGACUAAUUGUUUGGAUGGGAGGCCGAACCAGAAGUCGAGAGAGGUUUGUUUGCCCAUGGUGACUCGGCCAAUCGAUUGUAGCAAGCAAUGCCGGCCGAAUUCUGAGGACCCUAGCCCGGUUGGACCCAAAUCACCAGCACCAAAACCAGCACCCCAAACUCCAUCGAAGCCGACCCCAUUGACACCAAAACCAACACCCAAGCCACAACCUCCAAAACCAACACCAACACCAACACCAACACCCAAGCCACAACCUCCCAAACCAAAACCGUUGUCACCACCAUCAACACCCAAGCCACAACCUCCAAAGCCAACACCAUUGUCACCACCACCAACACCAAAGUCACAACCACCACCAACACCAAAGCCACAACCUCCAAAACCCACACCAUUGUCACCACCACCAACACCAAAGCCACAACCUCCACAACCCACACCGUUGUCACCAGCACCAAUUCCUACACUUCCUACCAGGCGUAACCCACCACCAGUAUUCAAGGCACCAACCCCAACUCCAACUCCAACUCCAACUCCAACUCCAACCCCUACCCCUACCCCUACCCUUGCACCCAAAACAUCGCCACCACCACAACCACCAAAGACGAUUUUGAGGCCACCAACACCCUCACCAAAGCCAUCUCCCGUUCCAACACCAAAACCAGUCCCGUCUCAACCUACGCCUUCAAUAAAACCCCCAAGACCUGUGUCACCAGCACCGGUUUUCUCACCCGUACCAGCACCUGAACCGGUGAAAAUAACUCCACCACCAAAAGCUGCCUCGCCAGUAGUGCCACCACGAGUUCAACCCCCAAUGCGGCCAGUCCAAUCGCCACCGCCACCACCACCGGUUCAGUCUCCACCCCCGCCAGUUUUCUCUCCCCCACCACCCGUAUUUUCACCACCACCACCGGUUCGGUCUCCACCACCACCAGUAAGGUCCCCACCACCACCAGUCGUAUUCUCACCACCUCCACCGGUUCGGUCCCCACCACCACCUGUCUUCUCUCCUCCACCACCGGUUCACUCCCCACCACCACCGGUAUUCUCCCCACCACCACCCGUCCAAUCACCACCACCACCAUCACCAACCCCAUCUCCUCCUCCUCCAACUCCUGCUCCCGCUCCCGCUCCAAUCUUCUCUCCACCACCACCCGUCUUCUUCCCACCGCCGCCAGUCCAAUCACCACCACCACCAACUCCAUCUCCUCCUCCUCCUACUCCUGCCCCCUCUCCACAACCACCGAGCUUCGAAGACGUCUUCCUCCCACCAAACUUGGGUGCUGAGUACUCGUCGCCGCCACCACCAAUGUUCCAAGGCUAUUAAGUAGUCUACCGUCAGCAUAUUUCUACUUCAUUAUCUGUAAUUUGAAUCUACAGUGAUGUACAUGAGAAAAGUACAUCAACUUCCCUCUUGAUUGUCUAAUGAUGAUGAUAUAUGUACAAUUACAGGAAAUUGCCUCUCGUA
Molecule: messenger RNA, 2600 nt
Organism: Camellia sinensis
Lineage: Eukaryota; Viridiplantae; Streptophyta; Magnoliopsida; Ericales; Theaceae
Molecular function (GO): protein binding
Source: RefSeq, a predicted model, not a curated record